Messenger RNA from Cuscuta europaea, 1473 nucleotides. NCBI's taxonomy places the organism in Eukaryota, Viridiplantae, Streptophyta, Magnoliopsida, Solanales, Convolvulaceae. The record is from the annotation of a GenBank genome assembly.
CUGGGCCUACCCACUAUAAGAACCUAAGGCCGGCAGCCUAGUGAAUAUCCAGUCUAUUCCCUCCAUCACCUACAAAUCAUUUUAAUUUGGCUCUUCAGUUCUGAGAAGCGACUGAAGAUCGCAAUGGAGUGGAUUGGAGGAAAAGAUCAAGUUUUGACCAUUUCAAUAACUACCCUUUACACCAUUUUGGCAGUUCUUGCUGGAGCUUUAGUGUACUUGUACAGACCUUAUUGGCUGGUGAGAAGAGUGCCAGGACCUCCAGCACUUCCCCUUGUAGGGCACCUUCCCUUGCUUGCCAAGUAUGGCCCUGAUCUUUUUUCUGUCCUCGCGAAACAGUACGGCCCCAUUUUCAGGUUCCAUAUGGGGAGGCAGCCAUUGGUGAUCAUAGCAGAUGCAGAGCUUUGUAGAGAAGUUGGGAUCAAGAAAUUCAAAUUCUUCACAAACAGAAGCAUCCCCUCUCCCAUCUCUGCUUCCCCUCUCCAUCAGAAAGGCCUGUUUUUCACCAGGGAUGCAAGAUGGUCAUCAAUGAGAAACACACUAGUGUCAAUCUACCAGCCAUCUCACCUGGCCAAGCUGGUCCCAACUAUGCAAUCAUUCAUCGAAUCCGCGACUCAGAAUCUUGAUUCUAAAGGGGACGACUUCACCUUUUCUAACCUCUCCCUCAAAUUAGCCACUGAUGUUAUUGGGCAGGCUGCAUUUGGAGUUGACUUUGGUCUGUCGAAACCCCCCAAAGAGGACAAAGAGUCGCUUGACAAUGGAAUCCAAGAGUUCCUCAACCAGCAUAUCUACUCCACAACACAGCUCAAGAUGGACUUGUCUGGCUCCUUCUCCAUCAUCUUGGGUCUAAUCGUCCCCAUUCUUCAGGAACCGUUUCGGCAAAUCCUCAAGAGGAUCCCCGGAACAAUGGACUGGAAAGUGGAGAACACAAACAAGGACCUUAGCAGGCGACUUGACGACAUUGUUGCAAAGAGAAGGGAAGAAAAGGAGCGUGGGACGAAGGACUUGUUGUCCCUUAUCCUGAGUGAGGUGGAGUCCGAGAAAGUGGCAAAGAAUGUUUUUACCUCUGAUUAUAUUAGCGCAGUGACUUAUGAGCACUUAUUGGCUGGUUCUGCAACGACUUCUUUCACAUUGUCUUCAAUUAUCUACCUGGUUUCCGGUCAUCCACUGGUUGAAAAAAAAUUGGUCGAAGAGGUAGAUGGGCUUUCAGCUGAUCAGGUGCCGAGCGCCCAUGAUCUUCAGACAAAGUUUCCAUAUAUUGAUCAGGUAAUUAAAGAGGCAAUGAGAUUCUACACAGUUUCACCACUAGUUGCAAGAGAGACAUCAGCACCAGUAGAGAUUGGAGGUUACAGCCUCCCAAAGGGGACAUGGGUAUGGCUAGCCCUUGGAGUUCUGGCUAAAGAUCCCAAGAACUUUCCAGAACCCGAAAAGUUCAAGCCAGAGAGAUUCGAUCCAAGUUGUGAAGAAGAAAAAGGA